Filobasidium floriforme is the source of this 2137-nucleotide messenger RNA. RefSeq lists its product as uncharacterized. NCBI's taxonomy places the organism in Eukaryota, Fungi, Basidiomycota, Tremellomycetes, Filobasidiales, Filobasidiaceae. The record is from RefSeq and is a predicted model, not a curated record. The coding region runs from base 45 to 1988 and encodes 647 amino acids. The transcript has 3 exons.
UCUGAGCUUCUGAGCACUCUUUCGAGACCAACACUCAGGAAUCGAUGCGGCAAAACAAUCUUACGGAAGGGUCGACACACACCCCGGCGGGUGUGUCAGACGGCCAGCUGCAUCUCCAAUCUACCGGACUGUACAUUCCGUCUCCAGCGGACGCUUCAGACAUUGCGGGACGAUCCCCUGAGAAGACGACAGAGUCGCUUUUGAAUGAGACUCGGAAUCGGAUCGUCGCAUCUCCUUCGUUCGAACAGACAGUCACGGAUUCACCGUCGGUCGAUGUGUUUCUCACGGGCAACGAGACCGGGGAAAAUGAGGAGAUUAUGCGCUCGGUGCGAAGAACCCUUUCUGCCGACCCGGAAGGCAUUCACAUCAUAGACGAUACGUGCCCGAGUCGGACAACUCCGGCCAGCCAAUUGCAGACUAUGGCGGAGCUGCUUCAACGUCACCAAAUGGAACAGAUGGAGAAGAACAAGCGUAUAGAGGAGCUGGGAGACAUAUCCAUGCGGUCAUCCUCGCAGGAGUCAGCUCGGGACCGUAUUGAUACCGCACAGGCUGCAGACCUCGUCUCGGACAGGUCGAUCACGCUGCAGGAUCAGGAGGAAGCUCAGGCUGGACCUUCUACAGCCGACGAGUUCAUGACUGGAGGUCAUCCUUUGACUAUUGUCGCAGCAUCACCGAAAUCCGGGGAAGAGGCGAAACAUCCGUCUGCUACCGUUCUAGGCAAACGCAAAGAAAGAUCUCAUAGCAGCAGCAUCUCAGGCUCUGCGGAGAUACUCCUAGCCGGACAUCUGGCUCCUGAUGGAUCCGUUGAUUUGCCUCGCGAUGAGGCGGACAAUCUCGCUCACGAUGAAGCAGGGGAAGGGUCGAUCCCGCCCGACAACGACGGAAAAAGGCGCAGGCAAGGUCGCAAACGGAAACCUCCUGCAGAACCGAUUGCCAAAGCCAGCAAAGGAAGACGUAUCAGUAGGGUUCCCGUUACACUGCCGACGCAGCGAUUCAAAUGUGAAUCUCGAAGGAGGUGGAAGAGUCUCGAGCCAUACGUCACGAUGAUGAAGAUGCUUCUGAAGACAACGAUGGGUGACGGUUGGCAAAUUAUGGCCGACGUUCUGGCCAAGGUCAGUCCGGCGGAGGAGCAAAAGGAUAUCAGGCGCAUCAAACAAACCUGGGCAAACGAAUACACUCGUCUAAAGACCAAAGCUGCGACGGGUCGUUUGGUAACCCUGCAGCAUCUGAACAGCUCUUGGCCAUGGAGCCUCGAGGAGAAGAAGCAGUUAUGGACAACCGGCAUCGACCUCUGCAUUGACAAAGCUAAUUGGGAUCUGGUCACGGCGGAGGUGAACAAUAGCGCGAAGGCUAGCGGCGAGCCCGAAGUCACCUCAGAGGAAUGUCGGGCAGAAUGGGAUAACGUACUGAGGUAUGAAUAUACGGACGAGGUUCCACACGACCUGGAGCCUGCUUACGGCCCAUCACUCGUCGACUCAUUGGCCACGGAUAAGCAGGCCGGCUCGAGCCGUGUCUCCUCUCAUCAGGCAUCGCCUGCGGGCCCGGACAACGCAGGUGAACAACCUUCCGCCAUAUUAAACCUGGCACAAAGUGAGACCGGCCCAUCCUCGAUACUGGACGACCGAUCGACCUAUCAGUUUGCGCUCAAUGACUAUGUCAAUGCGGACCUCUCAAUCACGAGGCUUGGAGAUAUCUUCGUCGGGGGCACGACCGAUGUCAUGCCAGUAAACAGGCCGGUGCAGGUCCAGCCCGCUCGGUCUGGUGAUGUCGGCGUCGAAGACGACGCGUCUAUAAUCCGCGAGGCGGGACCUGCCGCCGCAAUGAUGGACGAUCAAGCGGAUAACCAAAGUUUCGCGAUGAGGGUUCAAGAUGAAAGCCACGGUUCUCGACAGGCGGACCAGCAGGGUGAUGCCGAGGCUUCGUUCGUGAAGGGGAUCGAGAUGGAAGAUGUAUCUGACGACGUCGCCAAGCUGUUGAAUCGGAGCUAGCUCGAGAGGUCAAUCCAGGCGAAGCUCCUCCCUUGGUCGUGAUCCAACCCGCGUGGUCCGGAGAAGACGGGUCGACGACGCUGGUCAGAGGAAAGAGAUGAAUUCUGGCCCUUAUGAAAAUGUACAACUGUGACACCAAGGAAGCGUUU